AUGGGUCGCCGUGGGAAAGGUCCAAAGACUAACCAAACCAAGAACUUAGCACCUGAAAAGGAAAGAUUUAUCCAAUGUUGUAGUGAUGUCACCUUAGAAUUGACGCAAUCAUUAACAAAUGGGUCGACGAGAGAAAUCAAUUUGAAUGGAUUGAUCACCAAAUAUUCAAAGAAAUAUAAAUUGAAACAACAACCAAGACUAACUGAUAUUAUCAACUCCAUACCUGACCAAUAUAAGAAGUAUCUUCUACCCAAAUUAAGAGCCAAACCCGUCAGAACUGCUUCUGGUAUUGCUGUAGUUGCUGUUAUGUGUAAGCCACAUCGUUGUCCUCAUAUUGCCUAUACCGGUAAUAUCUGUGUUUAUUGCCCUGGUGGUCCUGAUUCCGAUUUUGAAUAUUCAACACAAUCUUAUACUGGUUAUGAGCCAACAUCCAUGCGUGCUAUUAGGGCAAGAUAUGACCCAUAUGAACAGGCACGUGGAAGAGUAGAACAAUUGAAACAAUUAGGUCAUUCUAUUGAUAAAGUUGAAUAUGUUAUCAUGGGUGGUACUUUUAUGUCAUUGCCCACUGAAUAUCGUGAAGAUUUUAUUACCCAAUUACAUAAUGCACUAUCUGGGUUUAAUGGUCAUGAUUUAGAUGAAGCUAUCCGUUACUCUCAACAAAGUUUGACCAAGUGUGUAGGUAUCACUAUUGAAACUAGACCAGAUUAUUGUACACAGACCCAUUUAGAUGAUAUGUUAAGGUAUGGCUGUACCAGAUUGGAGAUUGGUGUCCAGUCUGUAUACGAGGAUGUGGCAAGAGAUACAAACAGAGGCCAUACUGUGAAAGCUGUCUCAGAGAUCUUUUGUCUGGCUAAAGAUGCUGGGUAUAAAGUAGUUGCACAUAUGAUGCCAGAUUUACCUAAUGUUGGUAUGGAAAGAGAUUUGGAACAAUUCAAAGAGUAUUUCGAGAACCCUGCAUUCAGGACUGAUGGGUUAAAAAUAUAUCCAACUUUAGUUAUUAGAGGUACUGGGUUAUAUGAAUUAUGGAAGACGGGUAGAUAUAAAUCAUAUAAUGCUAAUGCAUUAGUUGACCUUGUAGCAAGGAUACUUGCACUAGUGCCCCCAUGGACGAGAAUCUAUCGUGUCCAAAGAGAUAUUCCAAUGCCAUUGGUGACAUCUGGUGUGGAUAAUGGUAAUCUAAGAGAAUUGGCAUUAGCUAGAAUGAAAGAUUUUGGUACCACAUGUAGAGAUGUUCGUACCAGAGAAGUUGGUAUCCAAGAAGUGCAUCAUAAAGUAUCACCAGAUCAAGUAGAACUCAUUAGAAGGGAUUAUUAUGCAAAUGGUGGAUGGGAAACCUUCUUGUCAUAUGAGGAUCCAAAGAAAGAUAUAUUGAUUGGCUUAUUAAGAUUAAGGAAAUGCUCAUCUAAGUAUACAUAUCGUAAGGAGUUUACAUCACAGAGAACAUCUAUAGUUAGAGAAUUGCACGUUUAUGGUUCUGUAGUACCACUACAUUCAAGGGACCCAAGAAAAUUCCAACAUCAAGGUUUUGGUACGUUAUUGAUGGAAGAAGCAGAAAGAAUUGCUAGAGAGGAGCAUGGUAGUGAGAAAUUAUCCGUCAUAUCGGGUGUUGGUGUCAGAAAUUAUUAUGCAAAAUUAGGAUAUGAAUUGGAUGGCCCAUAUAUGUCCAAACGUAUUGUUUAA
Arxiozyma heterogenica is the source of this 1680-nucleotide messenger RNA. It is a transcript of the gene ELP3, whose product is annotated as Elongator subunit ELP3. The coding region runs from base 1 to 1680 and encodes 559 amino acids. Lineage: Eukaryota; Fungi; Ascomycota; Saccharomycetes; Saccharomycetales; Saccharomycetaceae. Gene Ontology annotation, cellular component: cytoplasm; elongator holoenzyme complex; nucleus. Gene Ontology annotation, molecular function: iron-sulfur cluster binding; acyltransferase activity, transferring groups other than amino-acyl groups. The record is from RefSeq and is a predicted model, not a curated record. The transcript has a single exon. Gene Ontology annotation, biological process: tRNA wobble base 5-methoxycarbonylmethyl-2-thiouridinylation.